Molecule: messenger RNA, 4071 nt
Organism: Thalassophryne amazonica
Lineage: Eukaryota; Metazoa; Chordata; Actinopteri; Batrachoidiformes; Batrachoididae
Gene: rnpepl1
Product: arginyl aminopeptidase like 1
Exons: 11
Coding region: 1095-3260 (721 amino acids)
Biological process (GO): proteolysis
Molecular function (GO): zinc ion binding; metalloaminopeptidase activity
Source: RefSeq, a predicted model, not a curated record
AAGCAUCAUGGGACAGUCCUGCUCGGAAAGUCCUUGCAGGUUCGAGUUUGACGUGAGGAUGUUUGUUUGUUUGUUUGAAUGUUGAUGUUUAGCGACUCGCAGCCAUAGACUAUCUAUGUCGGAACAUAAACAUAAAUACUGAACUUUAAGGAAGGCGUUCUGCUGAUUGGCCCCACAGCGCCCCCCUCAGGUCGGCAAACUUUUGCUCUACUUACUUCCUGGUUCGUCUGAAUCGGAUCCGACUGUUGUCUUUGGACUUUAAAGGUUUGAGUUUCGGUUCCUUUUGUGGGUAUCGGGGGUCCAGCCGCAUCCGGGUUCAGCCCGCAGGAGGAGCCGAAUCGGUUCCGGGCCCGAUGGAUUUUACGUAGUUGAAGGCUGAAACCCGGCUCCGAUCCUUUAGAGUCAUUUAGGCCCGGACAGUCAGAACCAGAAUCGCUGUCGCCUUCAAAUUAAAGUGCCUUAAAAACAGAACUGUGCGUGUGCUUAAAAGCAGGCUAAUCCGGAUUAAACUCGUAUUUAAAAGUGGAUCAGAUUCAGUUUAAAAUCAUAAAUCUGAUUUCCAUUCUGAGAUUAAUGUGAACCCAAAUCGAUUUUAAUAGUCUGACUUAGUUUUAAUGGUAAAAUGCGAUAUUGAGGGUUUAAAGGUUGAAUUUCAGGUGUUAUUAUAUCAGAUGAAAUUUAUUCUGGUUUUAUCAAUGAAGUCCCGCUGGAAUAAAACCAGUCUUGAUUUACUUUAGCUGAAGAGAAACUUCUAAAUGUAGACGGACAUAUACGUCUUCUGUCCUGGACCGAGGUCAUUGUAGUCCCAUAAACACGACUGAACUCUGGGACACUUUAGAUUCAUUUCAAGUAAAAAUAGAUUUAGUUUUAAGUCGUUUUAGCUCAAAGUAAAGAAGAAGAAUAAUAAAAAACGGCGCUUUGCGUUAAGUCUUUUGGUUUAUCAAAGUGGACUCGGGUUGGAUAAAUGAUCGAUGGGCUGUCAUUGGCUUUUACUAACAAAAACCCCAGAUGAUGUGUAGGCUUUCCCCGCACUGCAGCGUCUUUGUCGUGGCCUUUAAUCUCAGGUUUGGUUCCAGGACUGAAGGCUGAACGUUAUGGCAGAGUUGCAACCAUCACCAAACACGCUGUGUUGCUGCCGUAAAGCCCUCCCAGCCUCCAGAGGGCGCUGUGCCGGAGACUCCAGCCAGUCUUCAGACAGCCUGGGAAACAUUCCUUGGCCUACAACAAACCACACUUUGGUAGAUGUGGCCUCAGCAUCCAAUUUCUGUUGCUUCCACCUGCAGCACUUCCACCUGGACCUGCGUUUGAACUUUGCCAUGAAGGAGAUGAAUGGUUGGCUGAUGCUGGACCUGGUCCCUGUCCAGCCAGAUGUGCACACCCUGGUCCUGGAUUGCCACUCCUCCCUCCUCAUCCACUACGUAGACUGUAAAGUGCUGGAGGCCGGACAGAACGAGCCCAUCCUCCUGUCCUACCGAGUCGACCCGUUCACAGACUACGGCUCAUCACUGAACAUCAACCUGCCAGCAGUAGCAUCAAAGCCAGGCAGGACAGUUCAGAUCACAGUCCGCUACACCACCACCGAUGGGCCAGCGAUCUGGUGGCUGGACUCGGAGCUGACCUGCAGUCAGUCUCAUCCUCUGGUCUUCACUCAAGGUCACUCGGUGUGUAACCGCUCCUUCUUCCCCUGCUUCGACACGCCUGCUGUCAAGAGCACAUACACCGCCACAGUCAGAGUUCCAGAUGGUCUGACAGUACUGAUGAGUGCAUCUCAUAGUUCUUACUCCAAACAAGACAGAAUAUUCCAGUUUUCCAUGGCGUUUCCUGUGCCAUCCUAUUUGGUGGCCUUGGUGGCCGGAGAACUUCAGCACGUCGAUGUUGGCCCUCGAAGCCGAGUUUGGGCAGAGUCUUGUCUGUUGUCAUGCGUGGUGAAGAGCCUUGGGGGCAGUGUGGAACGCUGGUUGGCAGUGGCUGAGGAGCUGUUUGGCCCAUACCUGUGGGGCAGGUGUGACAUUGUGUUCCUACCUCCUUCCUUCCCCAUCGUUGCCAUGGAGAAUCCAUGCCUGACCUUCAUCAUUGCCUCCAUCCUGGAGAGCAGUGAGUUUCUUCUGAUUGACAUCAUUCAUGAGAUUGCACAUAGCUGGUUUGGCAACGCCGUCACCAACGCGACCUGGGAAGAGAUGUGGCUGAGCGAAGGACUAGCCACCUAUGCACAGCGUAGGAUCACCACUGAAGCCUGCGGUGUGGCGUUCACCUGCCUGGAAACCGUGGUGCGAAUGGACGCCCUCCACAGACAGCUGCGUCUCCUCGGAGACAACAGUCCUGUCAGCAAACUGCAGGUCAAGUUUGACCAAGGAGUAAAUCCCAGCACUCUUAUGAACCUCUUCACUUAUGAGAAGGGUUUCUGCUUCGUCUCGUACCUCUCUCAACUCUGUGGAGACGUCCAGCGCUUCGAUGUAUUCCUCAGGGACUUCAUUUCAGAGUUUAAGUUCAGAAGUGUGACUGCUCAGGACCUCAUUGACUUUUUUCUCGGUUACUUCCCUGAGCUGAAAGAAGCCGCUGUCGCCCACAGAGAAGGUCUGGAGUUUGACCGCUGGCUAAACGGGUCCGGUCCGCCCCUUUAUGAGCCGGACCUGUCAGCAGGCAGUGUUCUGAUCACACCUGUCCAGGAUUUGUGUGCGCUGUGGGGGGGGAACCAGCCCCCUGACCUUCAGGUUGUGUCGACUUUUGACCUUUCAACCUGGAGCACCUUCCAGACUGUUCUCUUCCUUGACCGAAUGCUGGACAGCUGUCCCCUAGUUCACGGUGUUAUGGCAAGUCUCUCUGGCUGUUACUCAACUCUGUUUGGUGGACUGAAUGCAGAGGUUCAAAUCCGCUGGCUGCAGCUGGUUAUCCGAAACUCCUUCUACCCCGAACUUCCCCAAGUCCGUGCCUUUCUCCACAAACACACAUCCAGGAUGUACACGGUGCCACUUUAUGAGGACCUGGUUGCUGGUGUGAUGAAGUGUGUUGCCGUGGAGAUCUUCCACCAGACACAGUGCCGACUCCAUCCUAAUCUCAGACAGACAUUACAGCAGAUCCUCUUCCAAAGCAGUUCAGUGGCCACCAAUGAGAUAAGCUGCUCGCUCUCCACUGUACCUCCUCCUGCCACAUCCUCGCCUCAGCCGGACACUGGUACAACCUCCCCGUCACCCUGCGCCAUGGCAACAUCUCCACCUGAACUCAGCUGCAGACAGUUAACAGAAAUCUACACUUGUGACUAGUUGUGGGCUCUUUGCAACGUCCAGUUAAAAUGGCUGCUGCAGACUAUGACCAGCUGACACCUUGGUGUGAUCAAUGGUUCCCCAUCAAGACAAAUCCUCCAAAGCAACUGGACAAAGCAGGUUUUCGCCAGUGUGGUGCUGAUCUGGUGCUUCUCAGUCCAGAACCUGGUCACUUAGAGAACUGAACCAGGUUUCAACCAACCACAAUGUGCUUUUACCAGAUUUUUGAGAAAUUUUGGUCAAAAUAACCAGAUGGGAUCAGUAACCAGGACUGAACAUAUUGUCAGGUUGACCAACUCAGCAACUUGUGGAGAGAUUUUUGAAUAUCAAGAUUCACACCAGCACCUGACUUUAUGAAACAAGGUUCACUUCUUCACAAGUGAAGCCUCUCUUUGAAUCUUUGCCCUUAGUUUUUAUGCAGAUCCACUCGGCAGUAUUGUUGUGGUGGUAACAGUAACAUCAGGUAUUUGGGUACUGCGUUCACAUGAUGUGUCAGUCAUGAUUUCAUCAUUUCAAAGCUGUUUGAGUAAAAAUUGCCACCAGCUUGGUUUCUAGCACAGGUUUGUUCAGAGUUCAGUGAUAUUCUUCGGAAUGUAGACACAAUGACAGCGUUAUGUGACAACUGGCUUCCAGUAGUCAUGACGACAGAUUCCACCCCACACACACACACACACACACACACACACACACACACACACACACACACACACACACACACACACACACACACACACACACAUUACCAUAACCUUUGUCUCUUGUAACGUUCAAAGUGGCUCUUCCUGUACAUGAUGAGAUCGGUGGUAGUGGG